CAUCAACGACACCAAGAACAACACCGUUUUCGGACAACUCAACUGCGUAAUUAACUCUUUUUACUUCCAUAACCGCAAGCCUCUCACAAUGCCUGGCUCUUCCCUUUGGCUUCUGCCUCCACUGACGCAUCCCCUCUACUCCAUCCUCACGAAGCUCAUCAGUUCGACCCUCCCCUCCAAGUGCCCCUCCGAAGCUGCAUCAUCUCCUAAAGUCAAACCGCACUACUUCUCCCCCCACAUGACCCUGACCAGUGAUAUCCCUCCCUCUGUGUACGCGUCCGACCCACAAGCAUGGCUCGACUCGAUCCCCUUCCCUUCUGCCGAACACGUCAAGGUCCGUUUCUGCAAGGUGAAGAGUCAGGAUGUUUUCUAUAGGCGGUGUUACAUAUCUGUCGGGUACGAGGGCGUCAAAUACCUUGCGGGGAUUUCGAGGGCGAGGGGAGUGUUUGGGGAAGAGGACGAACGGGGCGAGAAGACGAAGGAAUGGUUGGAGUGGUGGAGGAAGCAGUUUGGGCCGCAUGUUAGCUUGAUGUACGGUGAUGUACCGAUUACUGAGGAGAAAAUGAGAGAGGUAAGUCGAAUAAUUGUGGAUGCCGGGGUCGCUUUGCCGGAUGAUGGACAGGCUGCGAGCGGAGAGAGAGGGAUGUACGAUGGCUGGGAUGGUGGUGUGGUAUGGCUGGUUCCAUCGGAUGGGCCGAUUCAGGAGUGGAAGCCAAUCGCAGUGAGAGAAUUAUAGUGCGGGUGUAGAAGGCCAGCUGGGGAAGUGGACGAUUCAUCUAAUAUAGGAUCUAAAGAAAUCUUCGUACAGGGCUAUCCACGAUAGCUCUAAUCACUGUCUCUUGUCAUAUCCAAGUCUUUCCUUAUCUACAUAUCUAACUUCCCGGGUUUCUCACCUUUCC
This is a messenger RNA of Podospora pseudocomata, 899 nucleotides long. RefSeq lists its product as uncharacterized. The record is from RefSeq and is a predicted model, not a curated record. The coding region runs from base 89 to 736 and encodes 215 amino acids. Lineage: Eukaryota; Fungi; Ascomycota; Sordariomycetes; Sordariales; Podosporaceae. Gene Ontology annotation, molecular function: 2',3'-cyclic-nucleotide 3'-phosphodiesterase activity. Gene Ontology annotation, biological process: cyclic nucleotide metabolic process. The transcript has 2 exons.